Eriocheir sinensis (Chinese mitten crab) is the source of this 2740-nucleotide messenger RNA. RefSeq lists its product as uncharacterized. The transcript is spliced from 3 exons. Bases 125 to 2392 code for a protein of 755 amino acids. The record is from RefSeq and is a predicted model, not a curated record. Lineage: Eukaryota; Metazoa; Arthropoda; Malacostraca; Decapoda; Varunidae.
CCGGCAAGUAGGUCUCUGCGAGGCAAGAGCUGCGGCAUUAUUAAGUUUUGAACAGCAGUGCCGUGUGGACGUACUACUAUAACCCGUCUCUGAAACCCCGGAAGAGAGGUCGGGAGCAGCGGAGAUGAAGGUGUGGGGCACGUGCUGUCUGGCGCUCCUCCUCCUCCUCCCCCUGGUGGCGGGCAGCGAGGGGCAGGAGCAGGGCGAUGAGGCCAAGACACAGACUGCGGCCGACUCCUCCGGCCAACUCAACCCUAAUGUGGCUCAGAACCGAAUGGCGGAAGCCCUUCCCGACGAUGACGACGACCACCAGUUUCAAGGCAAAGUGAUGGAGGACCAGAUAGCGGUGGAGUCUGUGGACCGCCACGUGGCCGUCGGGAACCCGUACCCCAUGGCCAUCCCCGUGCCCAUCAACGUGCCUGUGUACCCCGGCAAGCUGGUGCUGCCCAGCCGUCCCGGCAGGCCCUUCGCUAAACCCAAGGAAGGCUCCGGCCAGGGGCCACACCAGCCCCAGGGCCCUGCCAAGCGACAACGCUUCCGACAGGUUCCUCCGCCGCCGCCGCCCCCGCCGCAGUUCAAGGCGAGGCAGCCGGUAGUCCCCGGCCUCAAAGUGCCCGGCCAACGCAAGCCCUUGCUCCGCCCUCCCCCACCCGGCGCCGGCUACUCUGGUCCCCCUCCUCCUCUUCGGCUUAAGCAUGACAAUGCAGGCCGCCCACACUCUCCUCUUCUUUCUAAUCCGCCUAACCAGGAGUACACUGGCCCACCUCCACCCCGGCCGCAAUCAUCUCCCGCCGCCUCCUCCUACGGCUCCCCAAAACCUGGUGAUGUGUUCUCUGUCGGAGGCGCUGCAGGCAAGAACCAUGGCGGAGGUGCCGUCAAGGGACAAGUCUUCGGGGGCACAGCCGCUCCUGCCCCCCUCCAGGGCGCCCAUUCCACAAACUUCGGGACACACGUUCUCCCGCCUCCUCCACAAUCCCUCUACAACGGCCCGCCGCCGCCGCCCCCCUCCGGAGGCCACGGCCUUGGCUUCAGCUCUCCCGACGCCGACCUGUCUGGCUCAGCCAACGCCUACGUGCCGCCCGAGGCCCUGGGGCCCGCUGACCCCUGGCCUGCCGCCGCCCCAGAUAUGCCCAUUAUCACUUCCCUCGAUGUCAAAUGCGAGAAGAAUCUGAUGAAGGUGAGCAUCACCUUUGACAAGCCUUUCUACGGCAUUAUCUUCAGCAAGGGUCACUAUAGCAACGUGAACUGCGUCCACCUGCCGGCGGGGCUGGGCCGCUCACAGGCAACCUUCGACAUCUCGAUCAAUGCGUGCGGCACCACUGGAAACACGGAGAAUGGCCUCUACGGCUAUGGCAGCCAGAGCGGCUCGGGCACCUAUUUCGAGAACACCAUCGUCGUGCAAUACGACCCUCAGGUGCAGGAGGUAUGGGAUCAGGCACGCAAGUUGCGGUGCACGUGGCACGACCAGUACGAGAAGUCUGUCACGUUCCGGCCGUUCCCCGUGGACAUGCUGGACGUGGUGCGCGCUGACUUCGCCGGGGACAACGUGGGCUGCUGGAUGCAGAUCCAGGUAGGCAAGGGCCCGUGGGCCUCAGAGGUGUCUGGCCUGGUUAAAAUCGGCCAGACGAUGACCAUGGUGCUGGCCAUUAAGGACGACGAUAACAAGUUCGACAUGCUGGUCCGCAACUGCAUGGCUCAUGACGGCAAGCGGGCGCCCAUCCAGCUGGUGGACCAGCGCGGCUGCGUCACGCGUCCCAAGCUCAUGUCCAAGUUCACCAAGAUAAAGAACUUCGGAUCAUCGGCGUCUGUUCUCUCCUACGCUCACUUCCAGGCCUUCAAGUUCCCAGAUUCGAUGGAGGUUCACUUCCAGUGCACCAUCCAGAUCUGCCGCUACCAGUGCCCCGAGCAGUGCAGCGGUAACAGCGGCAUCAUCCCCGGCGACAGCUACGAGGCGCCCGUGUCAGCGGGCCGAGCCAAGCGUGAGGUUGAUAACGAGGAAAAGGUUGAAGAGAAGAAAGAAGGCACUGAGGAAGAAGAGCAAGAAACACCAGCAGACAAACAGAAGGAUAUCGGAGUGAACCGCGUGAUUCAGGUGGUGUCCAUCCGCGACCUGGCGUUCGUGCAGGACAAGAAGGGCGGCACCGAGGCGGAGCUCCGGGAGUCCGAGACGGCGACGCUGGUGGCUCCGCAGGUGGAGGACCAGACGGGUCUCAUCUGCAUGUCGACGCCAGGCUUCGCCGCCACCCUCAUCGUGCUGCUGGCAAUACUCAUCGUGUCCUGCCUCAUGUCGGCCUUCCUGUGCCUGCGGUUCAGGGCUCACGGCGACACGCGGUCCAUCAUCUCCUCGACGUACGACAACCCGGCCUUCAUGCACAAGAAGGGGCUCUUCUAGACACUCCACCACCCCCACCAGACGAGCCAAGGCGCGCGACGCGAGGCUAAGCAGCUGCACGCGUCACGGGCCUGCGAGGCACCGCACGCAGGGCGUCUCGUGGCGCCGCAGUGACGCGCGACAGUCGUGCAGCUGCAUCCCGCUACCCCCUCUCCCCCCGUCACAAGCCACAGCGCGCACGGUGAGUCGCGGCCGGGCAUUCAGGCGCCACAGUCACUGCAGGAGGCGGCUGCGGGCAUGGAUGGUGCCUCCCCUUGGGUCAUCUGGCCGGCGGCCCCGCCAGUGAGUCACGUCGUCGGGUCGUCCAGCUGUGCAUCAGUAGCAUCCGUCCCUCAUGUGUGUGUGUGU